Molecule: messenger RNA, 730 nt
Organism: Annulohypoxylon maeteangense
Lineage: Eukaryota; Fungi; Ascomycota; Sordariomycetes; Xylariales; Hypoxylaceae
Product: ribosomal protein L14 domain-containing protein
Exons: 5
Coding region: 168-587 (139 amino acids)
Biological process (GO): translation
Cellular component (GO): cytosolic large ribosomal subunit; ribosome
Molecular function (GO): structural constituent of ribosome; large ribosomal subunit rRNA binding
Source: RefSeq, a predicted model, not a curated record
CUUAGGAAGCCGCACAUUUCGCGGUUUGCAGUACCGUCCACCACCACUAAGAAAUUUGGAGCCAUUGAACUCUCGAACUUUUUUUCGCUUUCCGUGACAUCGACCACCUCGACAAAUUCGUCAAACACCACACCCGAUCUUUCAGAAAUCCGAAUAACUCAGUCGCAAUGGCAAAGAUUUCGCGUGGUGCCCCCGGUGGCAAGCUGAAGAUGACCCUCGGUCUGCCUGUCGGUGCUAUCAUGAACUGCGCUGACAACUCUGGCGCCCGAAACUUGUACAUCAUCUCCGUCAAGGGUAUCGGUGCCCGUCUCAACAGACUGCCUGCUGGUGGUGUCGGCGACAUGGUUAUGGCCACCGUCAAGAAGGGAAAGCCCGAGCUCCGAAAGAAGGUCCACCCCGCCGUUAUCGUCCGACAGUCCAAGCCCUGGAAGCGAACCGACGGUGUCUUCCUGUACUUCGAGGACAACGCUGGUGUUAUCGUCAACCCCAAGGGUGAGAUGAAGGGCUCUGCCAUCACCGGACCCGUCGGCAAGGAGGCUGCUGAAUUAUGGCCCCGUAUUGCCAGCAACUCCGGUGUUGUGAUGUAAAUUGAGAGCGUUUCGAGGAAAUUGGUGAGAGGCGGAUCGACACAAACCUACCUUAUUGACGAAUCUUCACGAUUGGAAGACACCGACACGGCCAGCCACUUUCAUGACAGGCAGAGGAAGGAAUGACGCAGAUAUCUAUCGCG